ACGGAGGGAAGCGGGAGAUUUUUCUUGACUGCCCCCUUUCCUUCAAAGAUUUUAUAGGCUUCAGGGAGAGAGAGGAGGAGGAGAGAGGGAAGGAAAAAGAGGAGCGCGAGAGGGGUAGAGAGCGCGCGCCGCUGCCUCCCGAGUCCCCGAGCUGCCGGAGGAGUCUGGAUUGUGUCCCCAGUGUCAGAUGAAAGGGCGCUGAGGCUCGCGGCCGCCGUCCCGCGCCCCGCGCCGCGCACGCCCCUCUGCGAGCCCGGCCGCCGAGCGUCUCUCCGCGCCGGGGCGGCCGCUCCGUCUCCAGCGCGAUGUGGCCGCGCCUGGCCUUUUGUUGCUGGGGUCUGGCGCUCGUUUCGGGCUGGGCGACCUUUCAGCAGAUGUCCCCGUCGCGCAAUUUCAGCUUCCGCCUCUUCCCCGAGGCCGCGCCCGGGGCCCCGGGGCGGCUGCCCGCGCCGCCCGCGCCCGGCGAGGACGCGGCGGAGAGCAAAGUGGAGCGGCUCGGCCAGGCGUUCCGGCGCCGCGUGCGGCGGCUGCGGGAGCUCAGCGAGCGCCUGGAGCUCGUCUUCCUGGUGGACGAGUCGUCCAGCGUGGGCCAAGGCAACUUCCUCAGCGAGCUCAAGUUCGUCCGCAAGCUGCUGUCCGACUUCCCCGUGGUGCCCACGGCCACGCGCGUGGCCAUCGUGACCUUCUCGUCCAAGAACAACGUGGUGCCGCGCGUCGAUUACAUCUCCUCCCGCCGCGCGCACCAGCACAAGUGCGCGCUGCUCAGCCAAGAGAUCCCGGCCAUCACCUACCGCGGCGGCGGCACCUACACCAAGGGCGCCUUCCAGCAAGCCGCGCAAAUUCUUCGUCAUUCUAGAGAAAACUCAACAAAAGUUAUAUUUCUCAUUACUGAUGGAUAUUCCAAUGGGGGAGAUCCUAGACCCAUUGCAGCAUCGCUGCGAGAUUUUGGAGUGGAGAUCUUCACUUUUGGCAUAUGGCAAGGAAACAUUCGAGAACUGAAUGACAUGGCUUCCACCCCAAAGGAGGAACACUGCUACUUGCUCCACAGUUUUGAAGAAUUUGAGGCUUUAGCUCGCCGGGCAUUGCAUGAAGAUCUGCCUUCUGGGAGUUUUAUUCAAGAGGAUAUGUCCCAUUGCUCAUAUCUGUGUGAAGCCGGCAAAGACUGCUGUGACCGAAUGGCAAGCUGCAAAUGCGGGACACACACAGGUCAAUUUGAGUGCAUCUGUGAAAAGGGGUAUUAUGGGAAAGGUCUACAGUAUGAAUGCACAGCUUGCCCAUCAGGGACAUACAAACCAGAAGGUUCGCCGGGAGGAAUCAGCACUUGCCUUCCAUGUCCUGAUGAAAAUCACAGCUCUCCACCAGGAAGUACGUCCCCUGAAGACUGUGUCUGCAAGGAGGGAUAUCAGGCAUCCGGCCAGACCUGCAAAGUUGUCCACUGCCCUGCCCUGAGGCCUCCUGAAAACGGUUAUUUUAUCCACAACACUUGCAACAACCACUUUAAUGCAGCCUGUGGGGUCCGAUGUCACCCUGGAUUUGACCUCGUGGGAAGCAGCAUCCUCUUGUGUCUACCUAAUGGUUUGUGGUCUGGUUCAGAGAGCUCCUGCAGAGUAAGAACAUGCCCUCGUCUCCGCCAACCCAAACAUGGCCAGAUAAGCUGUUCUGCAGGGGAAAUGUCCUACAAGACCACGUGUUUGGUUACCUGUGAUGAAGGGUACAGACUAGAAGGAAGUGCUAAGCUCACCUGUCAAGGAAAUGCCCAGUGGGAUGGUCUAGAACCCCGGUGUGUUGAGCGCCACUGCUCCACCUUUCAGAAGCCCAAAGGUGUCAUCAUAUCCCCCCCUAACUGUGGCAGGCAGCCAGCCAAACCUGGGAUGAUUUGUCAGCUAAGUUGCCGCCAAGGGUUCGUUUUAUCUGGUGUCAGAGAUGAAGUGAGAUGUACCACCUCUGGAAAAUGGAGUGCCAAAGUUCAGACAGCUGUCUGUAAAGAUGUGGAGGCUCCUCAAAUCAACUGUCCUAAGGACAUAGAGGCUGAGACUCAGGAACAGCAAGACUCUGCUAAUAUCACCUGGCAAAUCCCAACAGCUAAAGACAACUCUGGGGAAAAGGUGUCAAUCCACGUUCAUCCAGCUUUUACCCCACCUUACCUUUUUCCAAUUGGAGAUGUUGCUAUCACAUACACAGCAACUGACCUAUCCAGUAACCAAGCCAGCUGCACUUUCCAUAUCAAAGUUAUUGAUGUAGAACCACCGAGCAUAGACUGGUGCAGAUCCCCACCUCCCAUCCAGGUCUCAGAGAAGGAGCAUGCUGCAACCUGGGAUGAGCCUCAGUUCUCAGACAACUCAGGGGCUGUAUUGGUCAUCACCAGAAGUCAUACACCAGGAGAUCUUUUCCCUCAUGGGGAGACUGUGGUGCAGUAUACAGCCACUGACCCCUCAGGCAAUAACAGAACAUGUGACAUCCACAUUGUCAUAAAAGGUUCUCCCUGUGAAGUUCCAUUCACACCUGUAAAUGGAGAUUUUAUAUGUACUCAAGAUAGUGCUGGAGUGAACUGCACAUUAAGUUGCCUGGAGGGCUAUGAUUUCACAGAAGGCUCUACUGAAAAGUAUUAUUGUGCCUAUGAAGAUGGUAUCUGGAAACCGCCAUAUUCCACAGAAUGGCCAGACUGUGCUAUAAAACGUUUUGCAAAUCAUGGGUUCAAGUCCUUUGAGAUGCUAUACAAAGCAACUCGUUGUGAUGACACCGAUCUGUUGAAGAAGUUUUCUGAAGCAUUUGAGACUACCCUGGGGAAAAUGGUCCCCUCAUUUUGUAGUGAUGCUGACGACAUCGACUGCAGACUGGAGGACCUGACCAAAAAAUAUUGCCUCGAAUAUAAUUAUGAUUAUGAAAAUGGCUUUGCAAUUGGACCAGGUGGUUGGGGCGCAGCUAAUAGACUGGAUUACUCUUACGAUGACUUCUUGGACGCCGUGCAAGAAACUCCCACCGGCAAAGCCAGAUCGUCACGGAUCAAAAGAAAUGCCGCGUUGUCUGACCACAAAAUCAAGUUAAUUUUUAACAUCACAGCUAGUGUGCCAUUACCCGAUGAAAGAAAUGAUACCCUUGAAUUGGAAAAUCAGCAACGACUCAUUAAGACAUUGGAAACUAUCACAAAUCGACUGAAAAGGACUCUCAAUAAGGAGCCCAUGUAUUCCUUUCAGCUUGCGUCUGAAAUGCUUGUAGCUGACAGCAAUUCCUUGGAAACAGAAAAGGCUUUCCUCUUCUGCAGACCAGGCUCAGUGCUGAGAGGGCGUAUGUGUGUCAACUGCCCCUUGGGAACCUAUUAUUCUCUGGAGCAUUCUGUCUGUGAAAGCUGCUUAAUGGGAACCUAUCAAGAUGAAGAAGGGCAACUCGAGUGCAAACUCUGUCCACCUGGGACUUCCACGGAGUAUCUCCAUUCAAGAAGCAGCUCUGAGUGUAAAGCUCAGUGUAAACAAGGCACCUACUCAUCAAAUGGGCUUGAAACCUGUGAAUCGUGUCCACUGGGCAGUUAUCAGCCCGCAUUUGGUUCCCGGAGCUGCCUCUUCUGUCCAGAAAACACUUCAACUGUGAAGAGAGGAGCCGUGGACAUUGCUGCUUGUGGAGUACCUUGUCCAGUGGGAGAAUUCUCUCGUUCUGGGUUAAUGCCCUGUUAUCCAUGUCCUCAAGACUACUACCAACCCAAUCCAGGGAAAUCCUUCUGCUUAUCUUGUCCGUUUUAUGGAACUACAACCAUCACUGGCGCCAGAUCCAUCACAGAUUGCUCCAGUUUUAGUUCAACUUUCUCAGCAGCAGAGGAAAGUAUAGUGCCCCUUGCUUCUCCUGGGCAUAUCAAAAAGAAGUAUGAAGUCAGCAGUCAGGUUUUCCAUGAAUGUUUCUUAAACCCCUGCCACAAUAGUGGAACCUGCCAACAACUUGGGCGUGGUUACGUCUGUCUCUGUCCAUCUGGAUAUACAGGCUUAAAGUGUGAAAUAGACAUUGAUGAAUGCAGCUCGCUGCCAUGCCUCAACAAUGGAAUUUGUAGAGACAGAGUUGGGGAGUUCGUCUGUGAAUGCCCACCUGGUUACACAGGUCAACUGUGUGAAGAAAAUAUAAAUGAGUGUAGCUCCAAUCCUUGUUUAAAUAAAGGAACCUGCGUGGAUGGCUUGGCUGGCUAUCGCUGCACAUGCGUGAAAGGAUACAUAGGCCCGCACUGCGAAACAGAAGUCAAUGAAUGCCAGUCAAGUCCGUGCUUAAAUAAUGCAGUCUGUGAAGACCAGGUUGGGGGGUUCUUGUGCAAAUGCCUGCCUGGAUUUUUGGGUACCCGGUGUGAAAAAAACAUAGAUGAGUGUCUCAGUCAACCAUGCAAAAAUGGAGCUACCUGUAAAGAUGGUGCCAAUAGCUUCAGGUGCCAGUGUGCAGCAGGCUUCACAGGGCCUCACUGUGAAUUGAACAUCAAUGAAUGUCAGUCCAACCCAUGUAGAAAUCAGGCCACCUGUGUGGAUGAAUUAAACUCAUACAGUUGUAAAUGUCUGCCAGGAUUUUCAGGGAGCAGGUGUGAAACAGAACAGUCUACAGAUUUUAACCUGGAUUUUGAAGUUUCCGGUAUCUAUGGUUACGUCAUGCUGGACGGCGUGCUUCCAUCUCUCCGUGCUGUGACCUGCACGUUCUGGAUGAAAUCCUCUGACACCACCAACUACGGAACACCCAUCUCCUAUGCACUUGAGAAUGGCAGCGACAAUACCUUCCUCCUGACUGAUUAUAAUGGCUGGGUUCUUUAUGUGAAUGGCAAGGAAAAGAUAACAGACUGUCCGGCCGUGAAUGAUGGCAGCUGGCAUCAUAUUGCAAUCACUUGGACAAGUACUGAUGGAGCCUGGAAAGUCUAUAUCGAUGGGAAAUUAUCUGACGGUGGUGUGGGCCUUUCUAUUGGUUCGGCCAUACCUGGCGGUGGUGCCUUAGUUCUUGGGCAAGAACAAGACAAAAAAGGAGAGGGAUUCAACCCAGCUGAGUCUUUUGUGGGCUCCAUAAGCCAGCUCAACCUCUGGGACUAUGUCCUGUCUCCACAGCAGGUGAAAUCGCUGGCUACCUCAUGCCCAGAGGAACUCAAUAAAGGAAACGUGUUAGCCUGGCCUGAUUUCCUGUCAGGAAUUGUGGGGAAAGUGAAGAUCGAUUCCAAGAGCAUAUUCUGUUCUGAUUGCCCACCUUUAGAAGGAUUGGUACCUCAUCUGCGAACUGCAUCGGCAAACUUCAAGCCAGGCUCCAGAAUCAGUCUGUUCUGUGAUCCAGGCUUCCAAAUGGUUGGCAACCCUGUGCAGUACUGUCUGAACCAAGGACAGUGGACACACCCACUCCCUCACUGUGAACGCAUUAGCUGUGGGGUGCCACCCCCUUUGGAGAAUGGCUUUUAUUCAGCUGAGGACUUUCAUGCUGGCAGCACCGUGACCUACCAGUGCAACAAUGGCUACUAUUUAUUGGGUGAUUCAAGGAUGUUCUGUACAGAUAAUGGGAGCUGGAAUGGCAUUUCACCAUCAUGCCUUGACGUUGAUGAAUGUGCCGUUGGGUCAGAUUGUAGUGAGCAUGCUUCCUGCCUGAAUACGAAUGGAUCCUACAUUUGCUCAUGUAUCCCGCCCUACACAGGAGAUGGUAAAAACUGUGCAGAACCUAUAAAAUGUAAGGCUCCAGGAAAUCCAGAAAAUGGCCGCUCUUCUGGUGAGAUUUAUACAGUGGGUGCUGAAGUCACAUUUUCGUGUAAAGAAGGACAUCAGCUGAUGGGAGUGACCAAAAUCACGUGUUUGGAGUCUGGAGAAUGGAGUCAUCUGAUGCCGUAUUGUGAAGCUGUUUCCUGUGGUACACCAGCUAUUCCAGAAAAUGGUGGUAUUGAUGGAUCAGCGUUUACCUUUGGCAAUACAGUCAUAUAUAGGUGUAAUAAAGGAUAUACUCUGGAUGGUGAUAAAGAAUCAUCCUGUCUUGCUAGCGGUUCUUGGAGUCACUCUCCUCCUGUGUGUGAACUAGUCAAGUGCUCUAGCCCUGAAAACAUAAAUAAUGGGAAAUAUAUUUUAAGUGGGCUUACCUACCUUUCUACUGCAUCGUAUUCGUGUGAGAGUGGAUACAGCUUACAGGGCCCUUCCGUCAUUGAAUGCUCCGCGUCAGGCAGCUGGGACAGAGCGCCACCUACCUGUCAUCUUGUCUUCUGUGGAGAGCCGCCGGCCAUCAAAGAUGCUGUCAUCACUGGGAGUAACUUCACGUUUGGGAACACUGUCACUUACACUUGCAAAGAAGGCUACACCCUUGCUGGUCCUGACAUCAUUGAAUGCCUGGCCAGUGGCGAGUGGAGUGGAAGUAACCAACAGUGCCUGGCUGUCUCCUGUGAUGAGCCCCCCAACGUGGAACACGCCUCUCCAGAGACUGCCCAUCGGUUAUUUGGAGACAUUGCAUUCUACUACUGCUCAGAUGGUUACAGCCUGGCAGACAAUUCCCAGCUCCUCUGCAAUGCCCAGGGCAAGUGGGUUCCUCCAGAAGGUCAAGACAUGCCCCGUUGUAUAGCUCAUUUCUGUGAAAAACCCCCAUCUGUUUCCUACAGCAUCUUGGAAUCUGUGAGCAAAGCAAAAUUUGCAGCAGGCUCAGUUGUAAGCUUCAAAUGCAUGGAAGGUUUCGUACUGAACACCUCAGCAAAGAUUGAAUGUAUGAGAGGUGGGCUGUGGAACCCUUCCCCCUUGUCCAUCCAGUGCAUCCCCGUGCGCUGCGGAGAGCCACCGAGCAUCAUGAAUGGCUAUGCAAGUGGAUCAAACUACAGUUUUGGGGCCAUGGUGGCUUAUAGCUGCAACAAGGGGUUCUAUGUCAAAGGGGAAAAGAAGAGUACCUGCGAAGCCACGGGACAAUGGAGUAGCCCCACACCCACAUGCCACCCUGUAUCUUGCAAUGAACCGCCUAAGGUUGAGAAUGCCCUUCUGGAGCAUGCAACUGGCAGGAUCUUUGAGAGUGAAGUGAGGUAUCGGUGUAACCCAGGCUAUAAGUCGGUUGGAAGUCUUGUAUUUGUCUGCCAAGCCAAUCGCCACUGGCACAGUGAAUCCCCUCUGUCAUGCAUCCCUCUCAACUGUGGAAAACCUGCUCCAAUCCAGAAUGGCUACAUGAAAGGAGAAAAUUUUGAAGUAGGGUCCAAGGUUCAGUUUUUCUGUAAUGAGGGUUAUGAGCUUAUUGGUGAUAGUUCUUGGACAUGCCUGAAAUCUGGCAAAUGGAAUAAGAAGCCAAACCAAAAGUGUGCGCCCACCAAAUGCCCAGAGCCGCCCCUCCUGGAAAACCAGCUCGUAUUGAAGGAGUUGACUACUGAGGUGGGAGUGGUGACGUUUUCCUGUAAAGAAGGGCAUGCUCUACAGGGCCCCUCUGUCCUGAAAUGCUUGCCAUCCCAGCAAUGGAAUGAUUCUUUUCCUGUUUGUAAGAUGGUUCUUUGUCUUCCACCUCCCCUAAUUUCCUUUGGUGUUCCUGCACCUUCUUCUGCUCUUCAUUUCGGAAGUACUGUCAAGUAUUCUUGCGUGGAUGGGUUUUUCCUAAGAGGAGAUCCUACCACUUUCUGCCAAGCUGAUGGUACCUGGAGCUCACCACUGCCAGAAUGUGUUCCAGUAGAAUGCCCCCAACCUGAAGAAAUCCUCAAUGGCAUCAUUGACGUGCAAGGUCUUGCCUAUCUCAGCACAGCUCUGUAUACCUGCAAGCCAGGCUUUGAGUUGGUAGGAAAUACUACCACUCUUUGUGGAGAAAAUGGUCACUGGCUUGGAGGAAAACCAACAUGUAAACCCAUUGAGUGCCGAAAGCCCAAGGAGAUUUUGCAUGGCAAAUUGUCUUACACAAACCUACACUAUGGGCAAACCAUUACAUACUCUUGUGACCGAGGCUUCAGGCUUGAAGGUCCCAAAGCCUUGACUUGUUUGGAGACAGGUAAUUGGGAUGUGGAUGUCCCAUCUUGCAAUGCUAUCCACUGUAAUCCCCCACAACCCAUUGAAAAUGGUUUUGUAGAAGGUGCAGAUUACAGCUAUGGUGCCAUGAUCAUCUACAGCUGCAUCCCUGGGUUCCAGGUAGCUGGUCAUGCCAUGCAGACCUGUGAAGAGUCAGGAUGGUCAAGCUCCAUCCCAACGUGUGUACCCGUAGACUGUGGUCUCCCACCUCACAUUGAUUUUGGAGACUGUACUAAGGUCAAAGGUGGUCAGGCGUAUUUUGACCAAGAAGAAGACACAAUGGAAGUUCCAUAUCUGACUCCUCACCCUCCUCAUCCUCUGGGAGCAGUGGCUAAAACCGGGAAAAACACAAAGGGAUCUCCUGCUACACAAUCAGCAAACUUUCUGUAUGGCACCAUGGUUUCAUACACCUGUAAUCCAGGAUAUGAACUUUUGGGGAACCCUAUGCUGAUCUGCCAGGAAGAUGGAACUUGGAAUGGCAGUGCACCAUCCUGCAUUUCAAUUGAAUGUGACUUGCCCGUUGCUCCUGAAAAUGGCUUUUUGCAUUUUACGGAGACUACCAUGGGCAGCGCUGCAAAAUAUAGCUGCAAACCAGGACACGUUCUGGUGGGCUCUGACAUAAGACUUUGUCUACAAAAUAGAGAGUGGAGUGGUACUUCCCCACGCUGUGAGGCCAUUUCAUGCAAAAAACCAAAUCUGGUUAUGAAUGGCUCCAUCAAAGGAAGCAACUACACAUACCUGAGCGUGUUGUAUUAUGAGUGUAAUUCUGGGUAUGUGUUGAAUGGCACUGAGAGGAGAACAUGCCAAGAAAAUAAAAAUUGGGAUGAGAGUGAGCCAACUUGCAUUCCUGUGGACUGUGGUUCACCCCCAAUCUUAGCCAAUGGCCAGGUGAAAGGAGACGAGUAUACAUUCCAAAAAGAGAUUGAGUACGCUUGCAAUGUAGGGUUCUUACUUGAGGGAGCCAGGAGUCAUGUUUGUCUUGCCAAUGGAAGUUGGAGUGGAGCCACUCCCAUGUGUGUGCCUGUCAGAUGUACCACCCCACCACAGGUGGCAAAUGGGGUGAUGGAUGGCCUGGACUAUGGCUUCGGGAAGGAAGUGAUGUUCCACUGUCAGGAGGGCUACGUGUUGCAUGGUGCUCCAAAACUCACCUGUCAGUCAGAUGGGACCUGGAAUGCAGAGGUUCCUCUCUGUAAACCAGUCAACUGUGGACCUCCAGAAGAUCUUGCCCAUGGCUUCCCUAAUGGCUUUUCCUUUUAUCAUGGAGGCCAUAUACAGUAUCAGUGCUUUCCCGGUUAUAAGCUCCAUGGAAGUCCUUCAAGAAAAUGUCUCUCCAAUGGCUCCUGGAGUGGCAGCCCACCUUCCUGCCAGCCUUGCAGGUGUUCCACACCAGUAAUUCAAAAUGGAGCUGUCAACGGGACAGAUUUUGACUGUGGAAAGGCAACCCAGAUUCAGUGCUUCAAAGGCUUCAAGCUCCUGGGCCUUUCUGAAAUCACCUGUGAAACCAAUGGCCAGUGGAGCUCUGGCUUCCCACGCUGUGAACACGCUUCUUGUGGUUCUCUCCCAAUGAUACCAAAUGCAUUCAUCAGUGAGAGUGACUCUUUAGAGGAAAAUGUGAUAACUUACAACUGCAGACCUGGGUAUGUCAUACAAGGCAGUUCAGAUCUGAUUUGUACAGAGAAAGGGACUUGGAGCCAGCCUUAUCCAGUCUGUGAGCCCCUGUCCUGUGGACCACCACCAUCUGUUGCCAAUGCAGUGGCAACUGGAGAGGCACACACCUAUGAAAGUAAAGUGAAACUCAGGUGUCUGGAAGGUUAUAUGAUGGAUACGGAUGUAGAUACAUUCACCUGUCAGAAAGAUGGUCAUUGGUUCCCUGAGAGAAUCUCCUGCAGUCCUAAAAAAUGUUCUCUGCCAGCAAACAUAACACAUAUACUUGUUCAUGGGGAUGAUUUCAGUGUGAAUAAGCAAGUUUCUGUGUCAUGUGCAGAAGGGUAUACCCAUGUGGGGGUUAACAUAGCAACAUGUCAGCUUGAUGGCACCUGGGAGCCGCCAUUUUCUGAUGAAUCCUGCAGUCCAGUUUCUUGUGGGGAACCUGAAAGUCCAGAGCAUGGAUUUGUGGUUGGCAGUAAAUACACUUUUGAAAGCACAGUUAUUUAUCAGUGUGAACCUGGCUAUGAAUUAGAGGGGAACGGAGAACGCACCUGUCAAGAGAACGGGCAGUGGAGUGGAGGCGUAGCAACGUGCAAAAAGGCCAGGUGUGAAGCUCCGCUUGGGUUUCUGAACGGGAAAGCUGAAGUUGAAAACACCACCUCUGGACCCAGCGUGGUGUAUUCCUGCAACAGAGGCUAUAGCCUUGAUGGGGCGCCUGAGGCCUACUGCACUGAAAAUGGGACUUGGAGCCACCCAGUUCCUCUCUGCAAACCAAAUCCAUGCCCUGUCCCUUUUGUGAUUCCCGAGAACGCUCUGCUUUCUGAAAAGGAGUUUUAUGUUGAUCAGAAUGUGUCUGUCAAGUGUAGGGAAGGCUUCCUGCUCCAGGGCCAAGGGGUCAUUACCUGCAACCCCGACGAGACGUGGACUCAGACAAAUGCCAGAUGUGAAAAAAUCUCAUGUGGUCCACCAACUCAUGUAGAAAAUGCGAUUGCUCGAGGCGUACAUUAUCAGUAUGGGGACAUGAUCACCUACUCGUGUUACAGUGGAUACAUGUUGGAGGGUUCCCUAAGGAGUGUUUGCCUAGAGAAUGGAACCUGGACAUCACCUCCUAUUUGCAGAGCUGUCUGUCGAUUCCCAUGUCAGAAUGGAGGUAUCUGCCAACGCCCAAAUGCUUGUUCCUGUCCAGACGGCUGGAUGGGGCGCCUCUGUGAAGAACCGAUAUGCAUUCUUCCCUGUCUGAACGGUGGUCGCUGUGUGGCCCCUUAUCAGUGUGACUGCCCCUCUGGUUGGACGGGGUCCCGCUGUCAUACAGCUGUUUGCCAGUCUCCCUGCUUAAAUGGUGGAAAAUGCGUCAGACCGAACCGAUGCCAUUGUCUCUCGACUUGGACAGGACAUGACUGUUCCAGGAAAAGGAGGACUGGGUUUUAACCACUGCACAACCAACCAGCUCUCCUAAAAGCAGGAUCAUCUCUUCCUGGUAGUCCUGGGCAUCCUGGAACUUACACAAAGGAAUUCCAACACGGUGCUGGGUCUUGUUUUGUUCAGUAAACUUGUUAUUUUGGGUA
Molecule: messenger RNA, 11149 nt
Organism: Diceros bicornis minor
Lineage: Eukaryota; Metazoa; Chordata; Mammalia; Perissodactyla; Rhinocerotidae
Gene: SVEP1
Product: sushi, von Willebrand factor type A, EGF and pentraxin domain containing 1
Exons: 48
Coding region: 306-11012 (3568 amino acids)
Molecular function (GO): calcium ion binding
Source: RefSeq, a predicted model, not a curated record